GCCCCCUUUAGCGCCCCGUACCAAGACCCAAGGAAGACACCGGAUCUCAUGAUAAGACCAAACAAUCAGCACCAUCCAUCAUUCGUAAUUGAGACUGGCUGGACCAAGUCACAGCCGCGCAUGCUCAACGACACGAUCCUGUCGUUAGUGGAAGGCCGACCGGAUGUGAACAUAGCGAUACUCCUCAAUUGGUCGCAAAAGGUAAACACGAGCUAAGUGGAAGGUUUCGCUGGGGUAUGUCAGGGAUACUAUGGGGAGUCUGUACUAACGUACAUGAUCUUCAUUCUUGUAACAAUCAUGACUGAUAAGCUGUAGACAAUCUUUUCAGGCACACCGGAGUCUCCGAUUCAGAUCACCUGGGGUGGAU
Molecule: messenger RNA, 367 nt
Organism: Aspergillus ruber CBS 135680
Lineage: Eukaryota; Fungi; Ascomycota; Eurotiomycetes; Eurotiales; Aspergillaceae
Exons: 1
Coding region: 49-216 (55 amino acids)
Source: RefSeq, a predicted model, not a curated record